This is a messenger RNA of Necator americanus (New World hookworm), 453 nucleotides long. RefSeq lists its product as uncharacterized. Bases 1 to 453 code for a protein of 150 amino acids. The transcript is spliced from 7 exons. The record is from RefSeq and is a predicted model, not a curated record. Lineage: Eukaryota; Metazoa; Nematoda; Chromadorea; Rhabditida; Ancylostomatidae.
AUGGAUCUCACCAGCUGCAGUGGAGGUUAUUACUGGAUGAUGACAGUAGUGAUCAGACAGACUACUCAUAAAAAGCUACGCAUCCACAGUUUACAAGGUUCUGGUCUGGGAGGAUUCAACGGGAUUCUCCAUAGAAAAAUCCUAGGACAAAUCGCUCACCUAUGUCCCUUGAAGUCGAUGUCCACGGCGUGCUGGACAGUGCGAACAUGUGAACAUAGAUCGACUUCGAACUACAUUUGUAUACCGCAACCUCGAGCAAUUAUCCUGUUUUUUGUGAUUUGGUGUGCCUUAACCGUUGCUGCGAUUGCUAUUUUAGCCGUUACAUGUUGGAGAAUUCUAAGAUUUCGAUGCUUUGGAGGGAACAAGGUGCAUUCUGGAUUGAUCCGCUCUGUUUCGGAUCUUGAGCAAAGAGUUCAGGACCCCUCAAUGAUCGUGGCAAUUCAUUCGAAUUAA